Molecule: messenger RNA, 8312 nt
Organism: Porites lobata
Lineage: Eukaryota; Metazoa; Cnidaria; Anthozoa; Scleractinia; Poritidae
Source: the annotation of a GenBank genome assembly
AUGAAUGGCAUGAUCUCCUAUUCGUUUACCGAACCUACAAUUUUGUGAGUAUUCGACCUUUAUCUGUCUUUACUCGGCUGAAUCUCUUUGUUGAAUGUGCCUUCCUUAUAUGUUAGGUUUGAUGGCUCUUAAAUCAGUGAUACUAGGAUCCUUUAGUUGCUUUCUAGAAGCAAAUGUAUUCAGACUUGACAGAACUUAAGUACAUAGCUAAUGAUGAAUUUACGAAACAGUUUCUCUUAAUUAUUUCAUGUUGGUAUUUGCCUUACGCUGUUUUCGUGGGCCCUUAUCCCCCUAAAGGUUAAUAAUGAAAGAUAGUGUCGACUGAUUAGUGAUCGUCACUUUUGCCUCGCUGUUUGGACCUAUCACUUCAUUCAUGAGUUUUCGAAUACGAAAUGAGCAAAAGCCUUAGUCUAAGUUGGGGCUUAUGUUAAGUGUUAUAUUCCUCCACAUGUUGAUAUGUAGUAUUGCAACCGUCGACACUGCUUAAGGAAUCACUUGUUUUGUGUUUUAGUUUCCAGAUAAACCAAACAUCUGGCGAGAUACAGACCUCUGUAUCUCUUGAUCGUGAGACCGUCAACCGCCACAUGCUUACCGUUGUCGCAGCUGACAACAGCAGUCCCGAAUCUCUGAGCAGCCAAGUGGAAGUGCUAGUGCUAGUUGAAGACGUUAAUGACAAUCCGCCAGUGUUUGUAGAAAAGGAAUACUCAUUAUCUCUGAGCCUGUAUACACAACCUGGACUGCUUUUAAGAGUGAACGUAAGACAAGUUUUGUGUUUUUGGGUGAAGAACGGUUUAUGUUUCAUUCUAUUUUGGACGAUCAAAUGUGACUCGCAUUGUGUUGCGACUUACUUAUCUUAUACGAAAGAAUCCAGAAGUUUCAUUACAACUUUUUAAGGUAUCGCUAUUUUUUGCAGUGAUUUUAGUACCCGUACGUCCUGCGUCCCUGAGGCAUAAAACUCCUCAAAGUUAUUCACGGCGUGCGCCCUGUAGGAUGCAAUGAUCGGUCGAUCGAUCCGAGAUGUUUUUAAAGAAUAUUCCCUUUGUGUGAUUUUGAACCUGUUUUUUAACCUGUAUAACGUCAUGCCCAUAAAGUACCUCUACAAAUGAUUUCCGUACGAAUUAAUAGAGAGUGUAAGCUUCACGUAUAGGUUAUAGGCAAACGUCAGAUUCAAGUUGAGAAUUUUUCAAAAUAUAAAAACAGCUCAAAACAAUUCUUAUGGAUACAAACUUGCGGGAAACUACUUAUUUAUGGGUAGAAAUAAUGAAGAGUAAACGACGAGUGAUAGGGAAACAUGGUCAGCUGGUACAAAUUUGCGUUUGCCGUUUGACGUAAAUGUGUUGCUUAACCUCUCUAUUGGAAGCAUUUCUACGCAAAAAAAUUAGUGUAGUGGGUACUGAAAGCGCGUAGGUGAGCUACGUACAGUGUUUUUAACUUUAAUACACUUACAGGCUUUUCGGCACAAAAUUACAAUUUAAUCCCUUUUUAACGCUGAAAAAGAGAAAGAAAAUCAAAAUAGGCCACAGGAAAAGAUGUUAAGGUGUUCGGUUUCAAUGACGAACCCACCUGGAGUGUACCAGCUUCUUUCAUGAGUGAUAUCGUUCCUGUUUGUGCCUCAAGUCCUUUUAAUAUGGCCGUUGUUCCACCAACAAGUGAAAUUAAAAAAAGGAAAUCCCUGCCAAGCUAUUUGAUGACUUAUGGUUGGCUGAUGAGGCUCAAGCUUUUUUUUAUAGAACUCAUUAGUCUUUGGAUUGGACUCAUCUUUUCUUCAUGAGAUGAGUCCUUGGACUGUUUAUGGUGACUUAAUGUAGCCUUGUUUACGUGUUUAUAGGCGACUGAUGCAGAUGUCGGUCGGAAUGCCGAAGUGGUGUACACGAUAACGGACGGAAAUGCCAAUGAGAUGUUCAGAAUCAAUUCAACGAGCGGUGAACUCUUUCUAAUUGCACCAUUGACAGUUGCAGUUGGCGAUUCCGUUGUGCUUCAUGUCAAGGCUGAUGACAAGUUACCGGUUAACUCUCUGCAAGCCAGUGCGCUUGUUAAAAUAACAUUCGUUGGUGGGUAUUUUCAAUGAAACAAUUUCUGAUUAGUCCAUUCUUACGAUACAUUGUUGAAUCCAAAAACGGUUAAUGUUAGGCAAUGUUCGUGGGGUGUCUAAACGACCUCAUCAGCAUCAGGCAUGUUACAUUACAAGUUUAAGCUAGUAGCAACUUAUGGCAUCUAAUUGCAUUCUCUGCAAGACUAAUAAACCUCUAUACAGUAAAUCCUUGAAUAAUAAUAUGAGGUUCCACCCCCAAGUAAGGAACCCUUUCAAAUAAACACUCCUUCCCGUACCUUUAAUAACAAUCUACCUUACCGUUUUUGUUACGAUUAAAUUAGCACCUUCAUUUUCAUUUUUAUUUCUCAAACGCUUUUUAGGGAGAAAAAAAAUGAAUUAAAUAGCGCUAUCUUAUGGUUAGGCGUACAGAGAGUGUUGCUGUAAGAACUUUGUAAAUAGCCUUUAUAUCAAUACACGGCAUGUGUUUUGGUUCGAGGGCCUUUCACCCGCUAACCUUUGACCAGAUUAUCCACACCGACCUCUAUAAACUCCCCGGAAUUUCUUCAAAACUCAAUCCAGACCAUUUAACAUGCUGAUCAUUUUGUUUUUCUCGUACCUUCUAUUUUUAAUCGAGCAAUGAUAUUUAAAGGGAAAUUGGCUGCUGGUCGCUCGAAGGUUUGACGGGGUUAACCGCAAACGCUAUUUGAUGUGUAAAGCCGGUGGCUAUCUCUCUAAGCAGGAUUUUAAAAGAUGUAUAUGGACGCACCUCGGAGAAAGUCCAUUCCCACCCAACUGCCUUAACGAGCGUCCAGGUGUCCUUCUCUUACUUAUUGCUGAUUAAAAAUUUCCCCACAGGUGUCGCAACAAAAGCUUUCCAAGAAGAUCCUGUUGCCUUAGUUUCUGGAGUAAGCGUGGGUGGAAUUCUUUUAGUUGGUGCCAUAGUUUUGCUGAGCCUAUACAUAUGGUAGGUUUUUUCCCCUAGGCAUUUGGUUAUUUUUAUAAACGCCACUAACAGGUAAAUUCACGCAAAACAGCUAAGAGAUACUCCAAACCCGUUGAAAACAGUACCGACGAAAUUGUUGCAGUAGGCACCAUACCGGUGAGAGCGUUGGACCUGCAAUCUGAGAUAGAUAGUUAGAUAGUUUAUUAAAACUGCAUCGCAGCCAAAGGUUGAAUUACGCAAUUAUUUACAAAAACUUUACAAUACUUGAAAAUUACAAAUGAAUCCUAGAUAAUAAGUCAAAAAAAUAUUAAAAAUUCUAUAUAAUACAUUCAUAUUAAAAUAUGUUAAAAUAUAAAGCAUGAAUAUAAGUGGGAUAAAACUACAGCCCGGACUGUUUCGACAUCGCAUAUAUAAAAGUAUUACUUGUUCUGUUCGUACAAAGCUUUGGCAUAUUAAAAUGGCGCUGUCGUCUUAGGUUAUAGCGUGAGUUGUCAUAGUCUGGUGGAAGGAGCGCCUUCAAUUUAUGGUUUGGAUCACUGACAAUGUUAUCAAAAAGCCUGCUACAUAAUACGUAAUAAUGCUUCAAAAUGGGUGUUAACCCCACCUCUAUUGUCGAGUUGCACUUUCCUGAGGUUAUUAUUGAUACUGCUCUUUUCUCGAGCCGUACCGGCUCUUUCUUUAAGUACUGGGGGAGACCGUUGAAAAAGACAGGUGCUGCAUAAUCAAUAACAGAUCUCACGUACGAUACGUAGAACAGUGCUAGAUAUUGUUUCGGAACUCCCGCUCUCUUUAACUGAGUUAGGAAAUAGAGGCUCUUGCUAGCCUUUUUGGUUAUUUCAGUUACAUGGUCGUUCCAUGAUAGAUCGCUCGCUAUUGUAAGGCCUUGUAGCUUUGUACUAGUAACUAACUCUACCUCCUUUCCUUCUAUGAUGAUGGGAUCAAAGACUCUUUGCUCUUUAGCAAAGGAGAUCCUGAGUUCUUUGCCAUUAUCUGCGUUUAUUUCUGGUGGCCUCAAUUUCAAGUCCCGCCCUGACCGCAGGCUUGAUUUGUUUACGUUAGUUCCGAGCUAAAAUACUGGACUACGUUUGUAAUUAGCCUCUGGCUACUGUGCUUCUUAACCCUGCUGUAUUUAUUAUAUUUAAUUUAUUUCAGGUUUUUUUUCUCGGCCCCUUUAGUCUUUGCGCUUUUAAUACUGUUGCAAGUAAAUAAAAGAAUAUUAGCUUUAUCUGUCCUGGCCAGUUUUUCCGUGUUUACUAUUGUUGUUAUUUCGUUUUUAGGAAGAAAAGAAGAAAGAGAGAUUGGGAUAGAAGAAGAAAACAGGAAUCACUACCCAUGAUUUGUACACGUCAAAAGGAACCUCGUUAUGAUGAACAUUUCAGCAGUAUGAGAAAAACAGAGAAGAGAUCGUCAUCUAAUCUAUACCAUCUUAUGAACAAUUCAGGCUCCUGUGUGAACUUGGAACACAUAGAAAUGGAACCAUGGAUCCCUUCCCCAUCACAGAUUCCCAUACACACUUCUGGUAGUUUCUCUUCCGAAAGCGAAUUCUCCAUGGCGCGGUUUAAGGGCUCCCAAGUUGUCGUUGAAGUUAGCGCAAGAAAACCGAAGGCACAAAUUGGUCUGACGUCUCUAGCACAGAAAUCAGAGAUUCCUUCAUCUCAUGAGGCUAAGAUCUCAAACGUCAGCAAAGACAUCAGUAAGAGAGAAUCUCUAAAAGAAGGGACGCACCUUGAAUCUUUUCAAAGUACAGUAGUGCACAGAUCACCAUCAGCCCCAACAUUGCUAAAGCAAAACUCCCAGAACUCAGUCUAUCAGCAACUAAGAGCAAUGACACCAGUAAGUGAAUGGAGAUCUCUUCCCGGUUCACGGCUUAACUUGGAACCUGAAUCAGUAUCGUUAGCUACCAGGGAUAGUUGUGACAGAGUAUUGCCUCACGUCGAAUCAACAGGGAUGAAAGCGGAAAAAGAGCAAAGAUACAGCCACACUUGCUUGGAACAUACUGAAAUGGAAUCUCAACCACUGUCACUAAUGCCACAGCAAAGAUCCCAGAGUUUGGUUUCUCUGCCCGAUAAAUGUCUGCUUUCGGCUAGGGUAAACUCGGCCCCUAGUUCAACGUAUGGAAUGCAGCUCAGUGAGAUGGAAUCGGAACCACCUUUUCCAUCUCUCAAAGGAAGACCCAGAACUCGUAUAUUACCUAAUGAUGGGUACGCGCCAGUGCAAGCAGAGUUGGCACCUAGUUCCUUAAAAGGAGCACAAGCAAGCUGCAGCGUAGAUUCACAAUCCAAAUCAGCUUCCUUAUCGACAGAGGAACUAUCUACGAGUUUAAGGACACAAACAGCUGAAAACGGAGAAGGUUAUAGCCAGGUUAGUUUGCGGCUCAGUGAGUUAGACGCUGAAUCACUCUCGCCAUCUCCAAAGAAAAGGUCUGACGAUUCAAGGUCACUCACAGACUUUGAAGGUAGGGUAGACCAAGGUGACACGCCCGUGGUUGCUUCAUAUCCAAGAAAUGUAGUAGAAAGUCAAACUCCAGUAUAUCCUGAAGUAAGCCGAGACCUUCGUACAGUUACAUUCAAGUCAUUACCAGCGCUUCAACCUCCAGAUACGACGUUUGAGAAAUCAAAGGAACAACCAAUCAAGCCAACGACUGGUCAAACUAGUGGAAUUAAGACAUCUCCCUGUAUCGUGGUGGAAAAAUGUCUUGCAGAUGGAGUACGAAAAAAUCUAUCAUCGUUGGAAGAUAUCAGUGAAGGUGCAUGUCACAAGGAGAUACUGUCAACGGAACGGACAGGGACACCUGUUCUCGUUUCUUCCUCAGAUAAUUCAUUUAAGUCAUUAUCGAACGAAGACGUUCCACUACAUCGCUAUAACACUGCUUUAGUUGGCUCCUCGUCGUUUCAGAGUCAAUUUUCCCGAAGUAGAUCACCUGACAAGGAGUCAAAUAGUUCAUUGGAAGAUAAUGAUGUUUCCUCAGCUAGUAAAGGCAAUUUGCGCGAAGGAGAACUGUUUCCGACUCUUGAAACAAGGGAAGGAACACUUGUUUCUGGACUCGAUGAGUUGGAAUCACCCUCAUCUUGUAAAGAUGAAAGAUUUGAACCGUCACUACAUUUGUUUGAGGAUCAGUCGUUACCAGAGAGAGCAAAAUCGGUUCCUAAUCUUUUGAAGAGAUCUCAAAAAGGCAGCUUAGUUGAUUUAAUAACAAAAUCAUCUCUAUUAUUGAGGGCUGAAGUUUCUCAGACUCUAUCAUCACAAGUGAACCCUGUGGUGCCUAGAGCUGUUAUGGAGCAAAGUUGCAGCCAGGCGGCCUUGGAGCACCGUGAGUUGGGAUCUGAAUCACGUGCAACAUUUUCUAAGAAGAGAUCAAACAGCUUAUCUUCAUUUGAGGAUCAGCUCUCAUCAGAAGGAGUCAAGUCAGCACGCACAGUCUCCGAUAGAUCGCAAGAAACCAGCAGGAGCUCCAUCGAGCUGGAGCUCCAUAAGUUGGAGGCUGAAUCACCUGGAACGGUUUCAAAUAAGAUAUCCGACAGCUUAUAUUUACUUAAGGGUCAGCCCCCACCGGAAAGAGUGAAGUCAACACCCACUCCCUCGGAGAGUACGCGAGAAACUAGCGGUUUAAAUUCUUUAAAAAGGUCCGGUCCAUUGCUGACAAAGGAAUUUUCGGAGAAUUUAUUGUCACCAGUGCGGUCUGCAGCGGUGUUAACUGAAUUAGGGCGCAGUUACAGCCAGAGUAGUCUUGGCCUAGAUGGGUUGGAAUCUGAAUCACCUUCCCCGUUCACAAAGCAGACAUCCCAAAGUUCAUCAUCUUCACUUUAUGGUCAGCAAUCACGAGCACGACCAAAGUCAGUAUCGAGCUCCUUAAGGAAGCCAGAAAUCGACAGUGUAGGCUCGGCAUUACAAUCAGCUUUGUGUCUCGCAAAAAAGAAGUCCCAAAACCUACUGCCACAUCCUGAACCAGAAGCAUCGAUACUGGUGAAAGGACGAAAAUCUAGCGAAUGUGGAGAGGAUCUAGGUGAAUCAUCUUCACCAUCGUCAAAAGAUGGAUCCGACAGUUUAUCUUCAGUUGAGCAUAGUUUGUUAUCAGAAAAAGCAAAAGCAUCACCCCAGUCCUUAACAGCAUCUCUAACCCAGGCGGGUCUAACUUCUUUAUCGAUAUUAGCUCCGUCAUUGACGAUGGUCCCUUCUGAGAGAUUAUUGCCACGUUCUCAGCCUGCAAGGACGCCGACGGAAGGAGAACAAUACAGCCAGGAAAGAUUAGUACUUGGCAAGGUGGAGUGUGAGUUACUUUCAUCCGAAAACCAAGUAUCCAAACUUUCACAGCCUUCAAUUGAGGGUCGUCUGUCACCAGCUGGAGUAAAGGCAGCAACGAGCUCCUUGACAGAGGCCCAAUUAAAUGUCUACGACGAGGGGACAGUUGCUGAGACUUAUAUAAUACCAUCAGAAAGUUCAGAACUGAUAGGUGGACGGUUUGAGGACAAGGAACCUGUUUCACGAUCCACAUCGAUAUCAUUGUCCAGCAAAGUUAUGCCAGGAGGGGUACAGUCUGAUACUCUAUCUCGGGCAGAGUCGUUGAAAAAGGCUCCAGUUGGCACAUCAUCGCAAUUUCGGCCUUCAACUUCCCAUUUGAAAGACGAAACAAGGUCACCCUCGUGCUUUGAAGGUAGUAUGGACCAAGAUGAUGUGUCGGUGGCUGCUUCAUAUAAAAAAGAAUUGGUAGAAAGUCAAAAUCUAGUUUUUCCUGAAGUAGGCCGUGGCCUGACUAUAACUACAUCCAAGUCAUUAAAAGAGCUUCAACCUCUAGAUACAACAUUUGAGAACUCAAGCGAACAACCAAUCAAGCAAACGACUGGUCAACAGAUGAAGUUGGAGUCUAAAUCACCCUCAUCUUCUAAAGAGGAAAGGUCUGAAUCCUUAUAUUUGUUUGACGAUCGGUUGUUACUAGAGGGAGCAACCUCGGUGCCCAAUCUUCUAAAGGGAUAUCAAAAAGGCAGCUAUAUUGAAUUAAGAUCAAAAUCAGCUCCAUUAUUGACGGCGGAAAUUUCUCAGAGCUUAUCAUCACAAGUGGAGCCUGUGGGGGCGAGAGCUGGAGGAGAACAGUGCUUCAGUCAUGCUGGCCGUGAGUUGGGAUCUGAAUCACGUGCAACGUUUUCAAAGAAGAGAACCGACAGCUCACCUUUACUUGAAGAUCGGCUUCCCACCAGAGAGAGUGAAGUCAACACCCACUCUCUCAGAGAGAUCGCAGGAAACGAGCACUUUAAAUUCUCCAUCAAACUCGGCUUCAUUGCUAACAGAGGAAUUUUCUCAGAGUUUAUGUUCACAAAUAUCGCCUGCGAAGGUGAUAGCUGA